Cyanidioschyzon merolae strain 10D is the source of this 840-nucleotide messenger RNA. RefSeq lists its product as hypothetical. The record is from RefSeq and is a predicted model, not a curated record. Gene Ontology annotation, molecular function: protein-lysine N-methyltransferase activity. Lineage: Eukaryota; Rhodophyta; Bangiophyceae; Cyanidiales; Cyanidiaceae. Gene Ontology annotation, cellular component: cytoplasm. The transcript has a single exon. Gene Ontology annotation, biological process: peptidyl-lysine monomethylation; peptidyl-lysine dimethylation. Bases 1 to 840 code for a protein of 279 amino acids.
AUGGACCAGUUAGGAGAUCACGAUGUGAGCGCAGCGUCCCAGUUGCAGGCAAGUGCGUCCACUAAGGAAGCUACGCGUGUUUGCGAACUCGGCGAUGUGCAAUACUGGGAAGCGUUCUACGCGAACGAACUGGAGCAGUUCGAAGAGAACCCUGAGGUUCUCGAGGAUUGGUUCCAACGCUGGACACGACCGCAUCUCGGUCGUUGGCUUCAACAGACAGCUGGGUGUGACGUCGAGCGGUUGCGGCUGCUCGACGUCGGCUGUGGUAACGGUGAGUUUCUACGCGAACUUGCGCACAAGUACGGUUUUCGACGCCUCUAUGGCUUUGACGCUUCCAUCUACGGCGUUCGGGUCGCGAAACGAAGUUUUGUCCAGCUCUGGGAUGAGUCAGUCCGAAAAGAGGUUCAGCUGGACCUCCAGGUUAGUGACGUGCUUACGUAUUCGCCGCCGACGAGCGACGGCCAUGUGGAAAUCGUGCACGACAAGGGCACUCUGGACGCCAUCCUUCUCAGCGGCGACAUGGCGAAAGUACAUGCGUACAUUGGUCGAUGCAUAUUCGAAUGGCUGAACCCAAUUAAAAACAAGUCGAUGCUCGUGAUAACGAGUUGCAACUGCACCGCUGCAGAACUCGAACAUCUCGUCAUGUCCGUGUUCAAGUCGCACUGGCGAGAUGCCUCCGAUCAAGGCGGAUCACCUGGCUGUGUCUUGCGGUGCCUAGAAGAAGUGCCUCGUUAUCGCGAGCUGCAAUAUGGCGGACAACGCGGCAGCGCUGUUGUAACAAGUGCGUGGACCUGGCAGAGCCCAGGCGACAUCAUUAUCAAAUCGCCAACAAGCGUCUGA